Spirodela intermedia is the source of this 912-nucleotide messenger RNA. Lineage: Eukaryota; Viridiplantae; Streptophyta; Magnoliopsida; Alismatales; Araceae. The record is from the annotation of a GenBank genome assembly.
AUGGAUGGUGCACGCCCAAUAGAACAGUACCAUCGCCACCAUCAUCACCCUCCUCUUCCUCCUCUCCCAGAAGAAGGCAGCGAAAAUAGCAAUGGCGGCACCACCAAGAGCAGGAGGGGGAAGGGCAAAGGGGGACCCGAUAAUAGCAAGUUCCGGUAUCGAGGCGUCCGGCAGCGGAGCUGGGGCAAGUGGGUGGCCGAGAUCAGAGAACCGCGGAAGCGAACUCGCAAGUGGCUCGGCACCUUCUCCACCGCCGACGAUGCCGCCAGGGCCUAUGACCGCGCCGCCCUUCUCCUGUAUGGCUCCCGGGCCCAGCUUAAUCUCCAGCCCUCGGCGUCGUCUUCUUCCCAGGGCGGCGGCGCCAGCGGCGGAGGUUCCUCCAUGACAACUCUGAGACCUCUCCUUCCUCGCCCAUCUGGGUUCCCUUUCCCCGUUGUUGCCUCCACGUACCCUCUCUUCUCGACGGCAGCCUCCAGUCUUUUCUGCCCUCCUCAACAUCUUCUUCAUCAACAUCAACAUCAACAUCAACAUCAACAGCAACAACAUCAUCAACAGCUGCAGGAACAACAGCGAGAAAUCGCAGAAGAAGUCGCGGAUGAGGAACCGGGUUCACUCCCCCACGCGCACCGUCUGGCUGCCAGCAUGUAUGAGGAGAUCGGCUCCCUCGCUGGAUCCGUUAGCUCCAGUCUCUCCAUCUCUUGUCCGCCGCCGGCUGACUCCUCGUCAUCCACGUCACUGGCUGCGCCGCAGUUCGAGACACCAGAUGACAUCUUCCUGCAUCAGCACGACGGACCCGUGUCGCCGGCGGCAUGGCCGUACGUCGGUGCAGACUACUGUCUGUGGGAUGAUGCUGACCCUUUCUUCUUCGACAUAUCGUUAAGCGAAGGAAUGGGUGGAAGAGGAGGAUUCUGA